AUUUACUUCACUAAUUACUGCCAAGUGUUUUUAAACUUCUUCAUAGCUCAAGAAUGGCAAAAGGCUCAUUUGCUUUCUUGGCGGGCAUUCUGUUCCUUUUCGUUAUUGCUAUAUCAGAAAUAGAGGCAGGAGGUGCUCCAAAACUAUGUGAAAAGAGCAGUCAAACAUUUACAGGAAAGUGUGACAACAAAGAGUGUGACAAAAAAUGUAUGAAAUUUGAGAAAGCAAUACAUGGCACUUGUCACAAGCGCGAAGGGAAAGACGGGUGCUUCUGCUACUACGACUGUGCCACGGCUCCUCCUUCCAAAGACACAAAACCAGCUCCUCCCGGUUUGGUACCACCUCCAACUCCAUCUCCAUCUCCAUCUCCACCUGCUGAAGGUGGUGGUGACUCACCACCACCCCCUGCUGAAGGGGGUGGUGACUCACCACCUCCACCUAGCACUCACUAAGUGGAAGCCAAUAAAAUGUAACGGCUUAUCAUUCGAUGUGAAAGGGCCAUUGUUCUUGACUUGCAAGAGUUUUAUGAUUAUGAAUAAACACGAUGCCUUACAUAUAUAGCAAUUUCAUAAGUGUAACAUGCAAUUCAUGUGCAAUCAAUUGCUUAUAAUUCCAUACUUAUUUGUUUCAAGUAUUUAGUAUCAAAU
Erigeron canadensis is the source of this 647-nucleotide messenger RNA. RefSeq names its product major pollen allergen Art v 1-like. Lineage: Eukaryota; Viridiplantae; Streptophyta; Magnoliopsida; Asterales; Asteraceae. The transcript has 2 exons. The record is from RefSeq and is a predicted model, not a curated record. Gene Ontology annotation, biological process: defense response. Bases 54 to 452 code for a protein of 132 amino acids.